This is a messenger RNA of Bombus pyrosoma, 2397 nucleotides long. It is a transcript of the gene Bcat, whose product is annotated as branched-chain-amino-acid aminotransferase, cytosolic. The record is from RefSeq and is a predicted model, not a curated record. Bases 788 to 1792 code for a protein of 334 amino acids. Gene Ontology annotation, cellular component: mitochondrion. The transcript is spliced from 8 exons. Gene Ontology annotation, biological process: L-valine biosynthetic process; L-leucine biosynthetic process. Lineage: Eukaryota; Metazoa; Arthropoda; Insecta; Hymenoptera; Apidae. Gene Ontology annotation, molecular function: branched-chain-amino-acid:2-oxoglutarate transaminase activity.
CAUUCUUCGAGAAUGCGCAAAGAAGUAAAUACAAGUGUAUAAUAACGGAUUCAUUAUAUAGCAAUUGUAAUACUAGCACUUUUAAUAGUGAAUAUUUUAAAUCAUCUGCGCCCCUGUUCGAUUUCACAUUUUUUUUCUUUUUUCGUUCUUUCUUUUCUAAUUUCCUUUUUCUUAGAUUCCUUUUUUCUUCAAAAGCAAUAAUAGAUAAAAUUACCUUAAAUCCAUUUUACGGAGUGUUUAUUUACGUAAUUGCAUUCGUAAUAUACGGCAUAAGGAAUCUAGUGCGCUAAGGGUUGUUCUGAAGGAUUAAACAUUUUGUGAUUAUUCAUCACUAUUCAAUUAAUAUGGUUCAAUUGCGACGUCAGUCGCUGAACAUAACCAGAUGUUUUAUAAUACCGAUAUGAAUCAAGAUUUCUGUAUAACUUCUAACACAUAUUCGAAAUGAUUGUCUUUUCACAUUGGGCUAAUACAAAAUUUAAGCACUAUAUACCUUUCAAAUUCAAGAAAGUUACUUUGUUCCACAUAAACAUGGACUGAACUUAUAUAAUACUGCAACCACAUAUUUAUUUCUAUUUUCUGUAUUUUAUCUUGUGGGGGCAUCCUGAAUCAAUUUCAAUUUAAUAUCAAACGGAAUUUGUCAUCUUUACAAAUUAGAGAUAAAAAAGUAAUACAACCAGAACGAUCUUUUAAGUAUGCAGAUCUAACAGUCCGUCUUGCAGGACCAGACCAAUUACAACCAAAGCCCAAUGUCAGUGCUUUAGCAUUUGGUAAAUAUUUUACAGAUCACAUGUUAAAGAUAUUUUAUCAUGAAACAUUAGGAGGAUGGCAAAUACCAGAAAUUACACCUCUUGAAAAGUUAGUUCUCCAUCCAGCAUCAAAAGUUCUUCACUAUGCUGUAGAGUUGUUUGAAGGUCUGAAAGCUUAUAGAGGAGUAGAUGGGAAGAUAAGAAUAUUUCGACCAGAACUAAAUAUGGAACGUAUGAACAAUUCAGCAACGAGAACUGGCCUACCUACAUUCAUAGGAGAAGAAUUAAUUAAAUGUUGCUGUAGAUUAAUUAGUAUUGAUCAAGAAUGGGUACCUCAUUCUACUGCUUCUAGUCUAUAUAUACGCCCAACACUUAUAGGAAUAGAUCCCACACUCGGCGUUGCAUCUUCAGAAUCUGCUUUACUCUAUAUUAUUUUGUCACCUGUUGGCUCUUAUUUCAACAAAACAAAAGAAAAUAUUGGCAUAUCUUUACUGGCUGAUCCCCAAUAUACAAGAGCAUGGCCAGGUGGUUGUGGUAGUUACAAAGUAGGUAGCAAUUAUGGGCCUACUAUAUAUGUACAAAAGGAAGCUAUAGAGAAGGGUUUGCAACAAGUAUUAUGGCUUUAUGGAAAAGAUAAUGAAGUAACUGAGGCCGGGACUAUGAACAUUUUCAUGUUCUUUAUAAAUGACGAUGGUGAAAAAGAAUUAAUAACACCACCUUUAACAAGUGAUUUAAUUCUUCCUGGAGUUACAAGAAAUUCUAUUUUAGCAUUAGCCAGAGAAUGGAAUCAAUUUAAAGUCAGUGAAAGGAAAUUUUGUAUGAACGAAGUUUGUCAGUUACUUUCAGAAAACAGAUUGUUGGAAAUAUUUGGAGCAGGAACAGCUUGCAUAAUUAGUCCUGUAUCUUACAUAGAAUAUGUUGGACAACCAUUGCAUAUACCAACGAUGGAGCACUCCAAUCCUGUUUACAAAAUGUUUUUGAAACAUUUAUCUGAUAUACAAUAUGGUGUUAUACCGGAUCACCCUUGGGUGAUACCUAUUGAAUGAAUAUAGAAUAAUCCAUUUAAUUAGUUAUCACAUAAUUAUAACCAAAAGCGACUCCAUGCAAUUUUUAACAUCGAUUGUAUUAUAUUUAAAAGAAUGGUUGUUGGGAAUGUCACAAUUUUGUUGUUGCUAGCUUCAUGCGAAUGUUGUUGUGAAUGAAUUCUUAUUUAUUUACACAUGGAACUGAUCUUGUCAAAGCAUGUAAGAAGUGAGCAUGUAUUGGAGAUGAAGCUCAGGGAUUAAUUGUUUCUUACAGAAGCAAAGCAACUUUUUAAUAGUGAGCUAUAAAGACUAAUGUGUUGAUUUGUAUGUGUGUUAUACGUUGAAUGACAGUUCGUACUUACGAGUAUGUGUGUGUUUCUACAUAGAAAUAUAGAUGUAUUGUAUAUAUUUUUUACAUUACUUAUUUACUAUCUUAUGUAAUUUUAAUAAUUUUUCUAUGGUACAAAUUAUUUAUUCAAUGUUCUACCUCACCGAUCAAGAAGGACGACAAGGAAAGAAUAUGCUAUAAAAGGCUUUUUUUUACUUGCUAGAUAUGUCUUUGUAUGUCUGAAAAAGGUUUUUGUUCAUAUGUGUAUCAUCUCAAUAAAAGUAUAAGUCUAUAAACA